Diaporthe batatas is the source of this 3874-nucleotide messenger RNA. RefSeq lists its product as uncharacterized. Lineage: Eukaryota; Fungi; Ascomycota; Sordariomycetes; Diaporthales; Diaporthaceae. Bases 1 to 3441 code for a protein of 1146 amino acids. The record is from RefSeq and is a predicted model, not a curated record. The transcript has a single exon. Gene Ontology annotation, molecular function: ATP binding; ATP-dependent chromatin remodeler activity.
AUGGAUCCAGCUGCCCCAGCCAGUCAUGGCUGCGAGCCAGCCAGCCAAGAUUAUAUCGCCACUGGCUGCCUGGUCUGCAAAAAGAUUGAUCUGGAGGAUACUAUCCGCCCCUACUCGAAGCUUCUGGACUACCGAUGGUGCCGUUUUGAGACCAUUGACAGUCGCGAUGACCACAACGUCGCCAUCGUCAGGGUCCAUGUCCUCCCAGAUGACUCCUUCAAUAGCCUCGUCCCUCGAGACGACCCCAUACUUCGAGGCAAGAAGAAAACACUUCUUGCAUCCCUGGACUAUUCUUCCUCCUCAUGGAGAGGAUGGCCCAAGCGUGGAGCACCCCUAAGCCUCCCCCGCGGUUCACCCCAGAUCGAGCCUUCUCAAGGCUUUUCUCACCAUGACGGUUCUUUGCUUGCUAUUUUCAACAGCAUCCCAUCACCGAGGCCAGACUUUGCCCUCAUCCAAGACCAUAUUACCAAAGAGGCAAUGACAAACCUUCUAUCUGGCACCGUCAGAGGCUUGAAAACCGAGCUCUACCCCUAUCAAUGUCGCUCGGCCGCAAUGAUGGUCCAAAAGGAGGAGUACCCGGGCGAAAUUAUGGACCCGCGACUUGUGCAGGUCCCAGAUCAACACGGAACGUCUUGGUACUACGAUGCGAAUACAGGCGAGGCUCGCAGAGGGCCCCGUCGUUAUGAUCGCAUAUGCGGUGGGAUCUUGGCUGAGGAAAUGGGAUCGGGGAAGACUUUGAUCUCUCUUGCUCUCAUAGCAGCGACAAGAGAUCAACCAGCUGUCAUCCCAGAGAUCUUUCGCGGUGGUAACCUCAUCGUCCGACCCACGGUUGGAUCUCUGAUGGACAUGGCAGCUUCAGUUGCUACCAAGAGCGGCGUGUCGUGGAAGCGCUACAUCGACUCACGGUACCAGAAUUGCAUCCGAGCUAUCGAAAGGAACCCCGGAUGGUAUCCUUUACCCAGGCCACGGGGCGCAAGAACUUCUCGACGCACUGGGGCUGAAAUCAGUCUUCCACCAACCAGAGUCUUUGUCAGCCACGCAAGUCUGAUAGUUGUGCCUCCCAACCUACUGACGCAGUGGAUGCAAGAGAUCGCCAAGCAUACAAACGGCCUCAUGGUGCUAGAAAUCGCAUCGAAGAAGAAAAAAGGUGCAGUCUCCAACAGCAUACCAUGCAUAGACGAUCUGAUUCAUUGUGAUAUUGCUAUUUGCACUGUUACGCGGUUGGAAACGAUAUGGUCAAACCACAAGCGACUGGAGGCUGAUGGGUCAUACUCGCUGAAUUGUUCUCUUGGCCAGGUUCAGUUCAAGCGUUGCAUUGUGGACGAAGGCCACAAGCUCGGAAAUAUCAGGCUCAGCAGUGUUCGGACGGAUUUACUACAGGCUCUGGAAGCUCUGCACGUCAAUGCUCGGUGGAUCGUGACGGGGACACCAGCCAAGGGACUGUUCGGAAUGCAGAAGAGCAGCGACUCCAAUACCUCACUGGCGAAAUCGUCCACUAAACAGGAGAGCGAAGACCUCAGGCGUAUUGGCUCUAUCGCGACCUUCUAUCUCAAAGCCCGCCCUUGGUCGAACACGACUCAGAGCCACCGCGAUACCCUCGCCGAUUGGAAGACCUACAUGGUCCAGGGCCGCAAAGAUUGCCUUGCCUCCACAUUCAAUUCUUUAAUCAUCCGGCACCAACUCUCAGAGAUCAGUGACAUGUUACCGGCGGUCGAUUCAAAGGUCGUCAAGCUCGAGGGUUCCUACCAGGACAAACUCUGUAUGAAUCUUUUCUCCAUGAUGAUCAUUUUCAAUGCCGUCCAAUCUCAGCGAACGGAUCAAGACUACUUCUUUCAUCCGAGAAAUCGCAAAGCUAUGCUUGAGUUGGUCAAUAACCUGAGGCAAGCAAUCUUCUUCGGUGGCUCGUUCUUUUCGGAGUCUGAGAUCCAGAAGUCUGUGGAGACUGCAGAGAGCUUUUUACAGGAAAAGCCUUUUCCCAUUGAUGAGAUUGACGAGGCUCUCCUAAAGGCUUCAAUUAGUCUCGGAAAGACCGCCGUGGGCAACAGAAUCAAGCGGGCUGCAAAUGUUUUCCAUGAGAUGCCUAUUUAUGUUGACCGAUUUCCAGGCGGUUGUUCCACCGCGUGGUCGGUGGAUGAAGAGACCGGCAAUGGUCCGUUGUGUACCAACUGGAAGCUGGUGAUCGCAGCCCAGAGGACCCUACGCCCAUUCCUGGGUUCGACUGCAGUCUUGAAUACGUACUUGAACAGUGGGUCAUUUUGCACUGAGGGCCUAUCGGCGCGAGGCCGUGCUAUUCAUGACGCCCAGCCGCCGCAGAGCCGAAGUGUAGGCCGGAAUGCCGAGAAAAAUCUAGCAGGCAACACGAAGUUGGGUGAAGGUCACUUCAACCCACGAAGGGCCCACUUGGCAGGCAUCAAGCUAGACGGGAAGGGGAUUCUGACGCCGCCGCAAACACCCCAAGAGGACAUUGAGAUCGCGGAGCCGCUGGCAGUGACCCAGCUCAUAUCGACGGUAUCCGCGAAGUUGUCCUAUCUCAUAGACGAAAUUGCUUCACACCAGAAGGAGGAGCAAAUGAUCGUAUUUUAUGACAACGACAACAUAGCCUGGUACCUUGCCGGCGUAUUGGAGAUGCUCCAGAUAUGUCAUCUCAUCUACUCCAAGGGAAUCUCGGUGGACCGGCGGGCCCGUUACGUUUCCACCUUCACACACAGCAGUAAGUUCCGCGUGCUGCUCAUGGACAUUGCUGAGGCUGCUUUUGGCCUGGAUAUGAAGUCUGCAUCGCGGAUCUACUUCAUUAGCCCCGUGUUGGACCCACAAGUCGAAAUACAAGCCAUUGGGCGCGUGCGGCGGAUCAGCCAGCGGAAGAGGGUCACAGUCGAGACGCUGGUGCUCAAGGAUAGCAUUGAAGAGCUCAUUAUCGAGCGGAAGAUGAAAAUGACGCAAGCGGAGCAUCGACGUUGCAAGACAGUUCUUGAUGACCGCCCAAUUUACAACUGGAUACUCAAUGCGAGGAUUGUCCCCCUACCAGAUGUGAGCAACGACGAUGGACCAGCACAAAUGGCGCCGCUAGCGAUACGACAGUAUGUUUUUGGGCGGGAGUUCGGACGCGAGGUGGCCGAUCCCGACGAGGAUAUACUCUGCGGAGACCCAUCACACACCGCGGCAAGUCUGGACAAGGCGAAGCGCAAGCGACCAGGUAAGGACAAGGAGCCUACUACCGACGAAAGCACGACCAGUUCAAGGGAAUCCGAGGGGGAGCCGCGGAGCCCAAUUCGACCUACCAAGAGGGCCCGCUUCGCCGGUGCAGAAGACGAGGUGCCAGGUGUAUCCGGCCGAAGAGUCAAAGCCGAGGGGCAGUCACAUUCGCGUACCGAGACUGCGCUGGACACGACGAGGACCGCCUUGCCGCAGGCCUCUUGCAGUUCGCAGCGAGCUGGUCGCUAGCAUUUUCACAAAACAUGCAGGUGACAUCCCUAGUGGCUCCCAGCCUCCGCUGCCGGGCCGACCUGACAGACGUGCUCGCGUAAUGAAACCAUAGGAUUCUGCGGUCAAAACGAACGGGGGAGUGAGGAGCCAUGAGACUCGAGCCAUGUUGGAUGGGGUUUAUUUGUGUAUCCAAGAGACGGAGUCCUUGUCAACGACUACCUAGCUACCUAGGCAAGUUCUUAAGUAGUUUGGGAUGGGAGAAUUGAGCCCGUCAACAUGGGCAUCCCGGCCAGCCCACCUUGGUGACAAGCUUUCUGGGCGUCUGCGGGCCAAGGGGCCAAGGCGGCACCCACGCAGCCACCGGUAAAAUCCGAAGAGAAGAAUACACACACACACACAGGUACGCAGCCCCUAACUGCCAGUGAUAGCGAGUCGGCAAUGAGACACGCCC